AUGAAACGUGUCCAGCCUUCCAUCUUGCAGCGCCAGCUCUUGGCUUCUCUGUUUUCGAUAUGCCCACGCGACGCUGUGGUGGCUACCAAGGGGUCCCGGCUGGGACCCCUGCGGGUGACUCGAGGUUCCUCUCUAAGCGUUGCUGCCACGAACAGCAUCGUGAGCGCCGCAGCUACUGAUCCCAAUAUGGCCUCUUCCCGCAUGUGGCUACCGGCCUGUGGUGAUUUAACAUUGAAGGAGGGCUUUAGGCGCUUCACAGCAACUGCAAGCCCGGCAGAAGCGACAGCAGGCGGGGUUGAGGGGGAAGAACAAAGCUACCCUUUUCAGGCCGAGACGCAGAAGCUGCUUCAAAUUGUUGCACACUCGCUCUACACUGACAAGGAGGUCUUCAUCAGAGAGCUCAUUUCCAAUGCCUCAGAUGCGCUGGAAAAAUUCAGGUUCUUGCAGGCGACACAGCAGCAGCAACAGGAGGGAGACCAAAAGCAGCAGCAAGGGCAACUUCGAGUUAUUUUGCGCGUCAAUCCUUCAGAAAGGACUUUUGUCAUUGAGGACAAUGGUGUGGGAAUGAACCGAGACGAGCUGGUGAAGAAUUUGGGAACGAUCGCGAGGAGCGGCUCUCUUGAAUUCUUGAAGAACGCGGGGGCCGAGGCUAGUAAAGACAUCAUAGGCCAAUUCGGCGUGGGCUUCUACUCAAGCUUCGUCGUUUCUGAUCGGGUGGAGGUCUUUACGAGAUCGCGGGAGGGUGGGAAGGUGCUGCGAUGGUGCAGUGACGGCUCUGGGACCUUCAGCCUGUCCUCAGCUCCAGCAGAUUCCCUGAGCUCGGCUUCGGGGACGAAAAUUGUUUGUCACUUAAAACAGGAUUGCCUGGAGUUCGCGAAUCCCCAUAGAGUGAAAGAGUGUGCCAAAAAGUUUUCGUCCUUCGUUAACUUCCCAGUUUACAUGGAAGAAAACGGCAAGGAAGUUCAAAUUUCUUCUCAGGAGGCCCUUUGGCUCAAGCCGUCCCCAACCCCUGAGGAGCACAAGCAAUUUUUCAGACACCUCACAAACCAGUCUUGGGGGGAGCCUUUCUACAGCAUCAUGUUUUCAGCUGACGCGCCACUAUGCAUUCGCUCCGUAUUGUACUUCCCAGCUGAUCCCCCAAAUCGUCUUUUCCAGACAGGUCCACUGGAGAGUGGUGUGUCUUUGUUGGCACGUCGCGUCUUGGUUAAAAAGAGCGCAACAGAUCUUCUACCCAAGUGGCUUUGGUUCCUCCGUGGUAUCGUUGAUUGCGAAGACCUGCCUCUCAAUGUUAGCAGAGAGCACAUGCAAGACUCCGUCCUUCAACGAAAGCUUUCCACUGUUAUUGUUAAGCGUAUUCUGAAGUUCCUCAAUGACCAAGUGAAAUCGGAUCCAGAAAAAUACCGUCAAUUUUACCAGAAGUACUCUCAAAGUAUAAAAGAAGGGGUUCUGGAGGAUGCACACCAUGACAGCGUGUACAAGGAUAUGCUUUUGCCCCUUCUUCGGUUUGAGUGUUCUUCUGAGGAUGCUGGGAAAAUGAUUACCUUUGACGAGUAUCUUGAAAAAAUGCCCGCCAAGCAGAAGAAUAUCUACUAUUAUUGCUGCUCAGACAGGACGACUGCUCUCUCUUCUCCCUACAUGGAGCAGUACGUCGCGAAAGGCCGGCCAGUUCUUUUGAUGACGGCAGACAUUGACGAGUUUCUCGUCAUGAAUCUUUCAGAGUACAAGGAAAAGCGGCUGGUUGCAGUUGACUCCCCUGGGGAAGACGCAGAGGCGGAAACAGCCGACGAAGAGGAUGAGAAAACAGCAAAGGAAAAAGAGGCGAAGCCCAAGCUAGUGGGAGAGCAGCAGACUGAACUUGCAGCAUUUGUCAAGGAAACAUUGACCGCCAGAGUAACUGCCGUCAAAUUCUCCGACCGGCUUUUGUCUUCUCCGGCAGUUGUGUCGGGCUUCCUUUCCUCAACUUUGAGGCGGAUGAUGAAGGCCACCUUGCAGGGAGCUCCAGAAUCACAGCUCAAUCUUGCGAGCCUCCCUGCAACUCUUGAGCUGAACCCUUCACACGAAUUAAUAACCUCUCUCUACCACCUUCGUACUUCUAACCCAGAUGUGGCCAAGUUGCUGGUAGAGCAGCUAUACGACAACGCGUGCGUCGCUGCGGGGAUCAUGGAAGAGCCGAAGACUAUGGUGGGACGGCUAAACAAACUGCUGUCUCUCACGGCGCAAUACGCCUACCACCAUGCAGGUGGAGCGUCGCAGCCUGCUUCGCCGUCUGGGGAAGCAGCAGCAAAAGCCGAGAAGGCAGAAACUUCAGAGACUGCACAGGCCUGA
This is a messenger RNA of Eimeria tenella, 2325 nucleotides long. Its product is annotated as heat shock protein 90, putative. The record is from RefSeq and is a predicted model, not a curated record. Gene Ontology annotation, molecular function: ATP hydrolysis activity; protein kinase binding; ATP-dependent protein folding chaperone. The transcript has 13 exons. Gene Ontology annotation, cellular component: mitochondrial inner membrane. The coding region runs from base 1 to 2325 and encodes 774 amino acids. Gene Ontology annotation, biological process: protein folding. NCBI's taxonomy places the organism in Eukaryota, Apicomplexa, Conoidasida, Eucoccidiorida, Eimeriidae.